AUGGUCACGGAUAUGAACAGGGUUCAAAAGGGAAUAGCAGGCGGUAGAAAUGGCAAUGGUGCGGGUAAUGGCCAUGGGCAUGUGCAGCAUAUCGAAGGAUCGUCUGAUUCCAAACAUACGUAUUUGACUUCCGUGGCUGCUGUCGAGCAGGGGCCUAUAACGGGGCGGUUAUCAAAGGAAUUGGCGGCGCAAUACAAGCCGCGGUUGCAGAACUUUCACGAGUACCUUGCCGCGUACAGGGAGUCGCUGGAGAAUCCGGAGGCGUUCUUCGGGCGCCAGGCACGUGACCUCCUUGAUUGGUUCCGGCCGUUUGACGAGGUGUACUUGAAGGGUGCAAACGGGUUGCCAUCGUUCGACAACAACGUGUGGUUCACGAACGGGCAGUUGAAUGCGUGCUACAACAUGGUGGAUCGUCACGUGAUGGCCACGCCUGACAAGCCUGCGAUCAUCUACGAAGGCGAUGAGACCGGCCAGGGCUAUGUGUUGACGUACCGUCAGUUGCUUGCCGAGGUGUGCAGGGUUGCGCAGGUUUUGCAGGUUUCUAUGGGUGUGAAGAAGGGCGAUACUGUUGCGGUCUACAUGCCUAUGAUCCCACAGGCGAUUAUCACGCUAUUAGCGAUAACGAGGAUCGGCGCUAUACAUUCUGUUGUUUUUGCUGGGUUUUCCUCCAACUCGCUACGCGAUAGGAUUAUCGACGCUAAUUCCCAGGUGGUGAUUACGACGGAUGAAUCUAAGCGUGGUGGGAAGGUAAUCGAGACUAAACGGUUUGUUGACGAUGCAGUGAAGGAGACCCCUCACGUGAGGCACGUUUUGGUGUACAAGCGGACGCGUAACCCUGAAGUAAUCUAUAAUGCCGAAAGAGAUUUGGAUUGGGAUAGUGAGGUUGCCAAAUACAAGCCAUACUGCCCUUGCGUACCCGUAGACUCUGAGCAUCCCUUGUUUUUACUAUACACUUCUGGGUCUACGGGAGCUCCAAAGGGCUUGCAGCACUCAACGGCAGGCUAUUUGCUCCAGGCCUAUCUAACUAUGCAAUAUAGUUUUGAUGUACGGAAGCAGGACAUCAUCUUUACCGCUGGGGACAUCGGGUGGAUCACUGGCCACACAUAUGUAGUGUACGGCCCGUUGCUUAGUGGCAGUACUACAGUUGUCUUCGAAGGUACCCCUUCAUAUCCCACAUUCUCUAGAUAUUGGGAUAUUAUUGAUACCUACAAAGUGACGCAAUUUUAUGUUGCCCCUACAGCGUUGCGUUUGUUGAAGCGUGCUGGAGAUGGAUAUACAGAGGGUUAUUCUUUAAGAAGUCUACGGUGUCUAGGUUCAGUGGGAGAACCAAUUGCUGCCGAAGUUUGGCAAUGGUACUAUGAAGUUAUUGGUAAAAGCGAAAUUCCUGUCAUAGAUACAUACUGGCAAACUGAAUCAGGCUCGCACUUGAUAACACCUAUGGCUGGAGGCGGGACACCCACGAAGCCUGGUUCAUCUUCGUUCCCCUUUUUCGGUAUAGAUAUUGCAAUUCUUGACCCUCAAACAGGAAAGGAGUUAGAAGGCCCAUUUGUGGAGGGUGUGUUGGUAGUCAAGCGUCCAUGGCCAUCUUUUGCAAGGACCAUCUGGAACAACUACGAACGAUACAGGGAAACAUACCUAAAACCCUACCCAGGCUACUAUUUCACUGGUGAUGGUGCAACGCGUGACCAGGAUGGAUACAUUUGGAUAUUAGGUCGGGUGGACGAUGUAGUAAAUGUUUCAGGACACCGUCUCUCCACCGCUGAGAUUGAGGCCGCCAUUCUUCAGAAUGAGAUGGUCUCUGAGUGUGCCGUAGUUGGGUAUGCUGACGACUUGACAGGCCAAGCAAUUGCAGCCUUCGUCAUGCUAAAACAGAAGAGUAACUGGUCUAUUGCAACUGAGAGAGAGCUGCAGGAAAUGAAAAGACAGUUACUCCUUAUGGUACGCAAGGACAUUGGUCCAUUUGCCGCUCCUAAGUUAAUAAUACUAGUUGAUGAUUUACCUAAGACUAGAUCAGGUAAGAUUAUGAGACGUAUUCUCAGAAAAAUCUUGGCUGGCGAAGCUGAUCAAUUAGGUGAUGUAUCUACACUAUCCAACCCAGGUAUUGUCAAGCAUUUGAUCGACUCUGUAAAGUUGCACUAA
Molecule: messenger RNA, 2139 nt
Organism: Eremothecium sinecaudum
Lineage: Eukaryota; Fungi; Ascomycota; Saccharomycetes; Saccharomycetales; Saccharomycetaceae
Gene: ACS1
Product: acetate--CoA ligase 1
Exons: 1
Coding region: 1-2139 (712 amino acids)
Cellular component (GO): cytosol
Molecular function (GO): acetyl-CoA synthetase activity; AMP binding
Source: RefSeq, a predicted model, not a curated record